AGUUAUGGGCCGCUCUGCCCCGGGACUGUUAGAUCAGACUGCAGCCGCACAAUCUGUCCGUUUUUUGUUCUCCUGUGUUGAUAAGAAACACGUGAAGAGCCUCUGCGCUCCGCUGCCAUCACUUCUUCCAUCUCUGUCAUCUCUAUCCAGUCUACAGAACAUCAGGCUCAUCUGCAAAGGGACAAAAUGAAUGGGACAGUGGACGGGAUGUAUGACCACGCUCCUCAUGACGGCUCCUUCAUGUUUACCUCUGAGUCUGUGGGAGAGGGACACCCCGAUAAGAUAUGUGACCAGAUCAGUGAUGCUGUGCUGGAUGCUCACCUGAUGCAGGACCCGGAUGCUAAAGUGGCCUGUGAGACGGUGUGUAAGACCGGCAUGGUGCUGCUCUGUGGUGAGAUCACGUCUCGAGCCAACGUGGACUACCAGAAGGUGGUGAGAGACACAAUCCGAGACAUCGGAUACGACAACUCAGACAAAGGCUUUGACUAUAAGACCUGUAACUUGUUGGUGGCCCUCGAGCAGCAGUCCCCUGACAUCGCACAGGGAGUCCAUAUUGAUCGACACGAGAGUGACAUCGGAGCUGGAGACCAGGGUCUGAUGUUUGGAUACGCCACGGAUGAGACAGAGGAGUUAAUGCCCCUCACCGUUGUUCUCGCACACAAACUCAACGCCAAGAUGGCCGAACUGAGACGUAAUGGGACUGUCCCCUGGCUCCGCCCCGACUCCAAGACACAGGUGACGGUUCACUACACCCAAGAGAACGGAGCUGUGAUCCCCAAGAGGGUUCACACUGUGGUGAUCUCAGCGCAGCAUGAUGACAAUGUGAGCCUAGAGGAGCAGAAGAAGGUCCUGAAGGAGAAGGUCAUCAAGGCUGUGGUCCCAUCGAGGUACCUGGACGAGGACACUGUCUACCACCUGCAGCCCAGCGGACGCUUUGUCAUUGGCGGACCACAGGGCGAUGCUGGAGUGACGGGCAGGAAGAUCAUCGUCGACACAUACGGGGGCUGGGGGGCUCACGGCGGCGGGGCUUUCUCUGGGAAGGACUACACCAAGGUGGACCGCUCAGCUGCCUACGCCGCCCGCUGGGUGGCAAAGUCUCUGGUGAAGGCCAAACUGUGCAGGAGGGUGCUGGUGCAGGUGGCGUAUGCGAUCGGAGUGGCCCACCCACUCUCCAUCUCCCUCUUCACCUUCGGCUCCUCUCACCUGAGCGAGAAGCAGCUGCUGCAGAUCGUCAACAAAAACUUUGACCUCAGACCCGGCGUCAUCGUCAGUGACCUGGACCUGAAGAGACCCAUCUACCAGAAGACGGCCUGCUAUGGACACUUUGGCAGGAAGGAGUUCCCCUGGGAGGUCCCAAAGAACCUCAAAUUCUAGAUAGAGUGUCUGUGUGUGUGUGUGUGUGUGUGUGUGUGUGUGAGUGUGUGAUGUAUAGACAGCUGUCCUCGUGCUGCUGUAACCCAGUAAGAGGAAGGCAGCUGGGAGGGAUGGAUCGGGGUGGGAGCAGAUAAUCUCCAGUGAUUGGACGAGAGGAAGGAGGUUCCUGUAAUUUACGACCCCUCAAUAGAAACAUGAAAUAUGA
This is a messenger RNA of Epinephelus lanceolatus (giant grouper), 1579 nucleotides long. Its product is annotated as S-adenosylmethionine synthase-like. Lineage: Eukaryota; Metazoa; Chordata; Actinopteri; Perciformes; Serranidae. Gene Ontology annotation, molecular function: ATP binding; methionine adenosyltransferase activity. The record is from RefSeq and is a predicted model, not a curated record. Gene Ontology annotation, biological process: S-adenosylmethionine biosynthetic process.